AUGAUUUUAUCUUUAACUUAUUCAGAUGAAUUAAAAUAUGGUGAUUAUACAUUUCCAUCAUGGUCAAUUGUAUUAGGUUGGUGUUUGAAUGUAGGCUUUAUUUUACCAAUUCCAAUAUGUAUUAUAUAUGCAUUUAUUCGUCAAUCGGAUUCAAGAAUUUCUUUAAAACAACGUAUUCGUCUAUUAUUCGUACCUGAUAUAACAAAAAGACAAAUAAAACAACAAAUUGACAAUGGUACUGGAUUUCUUAUGUCGUCAUCUCCACCUAUUUCCUAUGUUUAA
Molecule: messenger RNA, 282 nt
Organism: Adineta steineri
Lineage: Eukaryota; Metazoa; Rotifera; Eurotatoria; Adinetida; Adinetidae
Source: the annotation of a GenBank genome assembly